AUGGAUCGUCUGCCACUACCCGGCUCACGGCCUACAUUGCCGUCACUCCGAUCCCAGGUGGGAGAAUACCUUCCCGAGCCUGACCCGCGUAAAUCAUAUCAACUUUCUCACGCUCCCGACUCCUUUCACUCCCAUCGCCGACAAUCGAUCACUUCUUUAUCGAUCUCACCUGGACCACGAAGCUCUUUCUCAAGGCCACCCCUCACCGAUGAUCGCUCGUUUUCCUCAAACUCUUUGGGAAGCUACGGUAGUACCUCAUCAUCAGGACCUCAUACAUCAUCUUCCAUGCAUUCUGCUUCAGGCUCGUACACCAACGGAGCUUCCCAGCCGUCCAUGCAUGCUACAAGAUCAACCGUCUCAGUCGCCUGCACCAAUUGUCGAUCUGCGCAUCUCGCUUGCUCGGAGACCCGACCCUGCAGGCGCUGUGUUCAAACAGGUCGAUCAGCCACGUGUAUUGAUGUAGAGCCAAGGAAACGCGGCCGGCCAAGGGCUUCUGAAGCUCCUCCUGUCACCAAUACCAUGGCCACAGCGAUGAUGCACAAUCUGAGAACGGAAUCACCACGUUCAGGACGCCUGGGCUACCCUUCAGAUGAUUUGACAAUCAUCAUGAGCACUUCCCUUCGAUGUGCACGAGUCUCAGAAGCACUGACACACAUCUUGGGAUAUGAUCUACAAACAAUGCUCGAGCAACCUCUGUCGGCUUUCAUCAGCCGUGAAGAAAAACAAGAUUAUGCUCGUUUCUCCCUCAGAUUACUUUCGUAUCCUGGUGUAGCUUCAAGACCAGUACCAGUGUCUUCACAAAUACUACACCAAACUCCUUACAACGAGCUCAUCACACCAUUAGCUGGAGCUCCUUCCCAUGCACACGCCUUUCGGCUCCGAACCAUCGAUGGCAAUUCCCUUCCUUUCCGAUUCGAAUCUUACCUCGGUGCCGGUUUCGGUGCUCACCCAGCCAAGCCAGACAGUCUAAGACUUGCAUACGUCGUCCUUAGACUAACUUUGCUUACCAACGACGAGUCGUCUCGGCAUAGCUCUGGAUCCUUCCAUAGUCCGUCUAGUUCUGGAGAAUCCUACUGCACCAAUCCAUCGUCAUCAGUCCGAUCAUCAUCUCGUUCACGAAGCGAUGUUCGAGGAUAUGAUAAUGAGAUGUUGUCAUACCCAAGACCAUAUUCCCAACCUGGUAUAUACCGUUAA
This is a messenger RNA of Melampsora larici-populina 98AG31, 1194 nucleotides long. RefSeq lists its product as uncharacterized. Lineage: Eukaryota; Fungi; Basidiomycota; Pucciniomycetes; Pucciniales; Melampsoraceae. The record is from RefSeq and is a predicted model, not a curated record. The transcript is spliced from 4 exons. Bases 1 to 1194 code for a protein of 397 amino acids. Gene Ontology annotation, biological process: regulation of DNA-templated transcription. Gene Ontology annotation, molecular function: zinc ion binding; DNA-binding transcription factor activity, RNA polymerase II-specific.